This is a messenger RNA of Ruditapes philippinarum (Manila clam), 2903 nucleotides long. RefSeq lists its product as uncharacterized. The record is from RefSeq and is a predicted model, not a curated record. Gene Ontology annotation, molecular function: protein binding. The transcript is spliced from 13 exons. The coding region runs from base 176 to 2236 and encodes 686 amino acids. Lineage: Eukaryota; Metazoa; Mollusca; Bivalvia; Venerida; Veneridae.
UGUACUUAAUUUUUAAAGUGGUUGAUAAACGCAAGCUUAGAAUACACUUAACCAGAACAGAGUGUUCGCCGUCCGAAUGAGCAUCAAGACUUUCAGAGUGACAUUUCAAAGUAUAUUUUAGAGAAAAGUUCAUUUUGAUUGUUAAAUUCCUUUCUGAAGGUAUUCUGUGAGAAAAAUGAACAGAUUUCUUUUAAAUACAUUGGUCCAGUUGACAAGUUUUGUUGUUUCCUGUGAGGGUUUCUUCAUGGUUCCUCGUUCAUUCAAUGGUGACCUCACUCCUGUAGACCCUGAAAUAUGUACCACACAGAGCGUCACAUUCACAUGCACGCUUUUCAACCAGCCGAAUCCAAAACACAACAUAGGGUUUGCUAUAAAGAAUAAGGAGACUAAACGCAAAUUUAUCCGUGUUGGGCAGGACGAGGUCAAGGUCAUAGAUGAAUCAAGGUCAGAAUUAACUCUAAACAAUCUGACAACAAAAACAUUUGUACAAUGUAUCAACGGGGAGUCACCGAAUGAUACGGAUGAAGCAAGACAAAUUGGUCAUACAUCCACUGUACAGAUAUACCCCAUGCCAAGCAAAGUGGAACAACUUGAUUGUAUUGUAGAUAAUUAUUAUGAUUCGAUGAAAUGUUCUUGGGACUAUGGCACUGCUUAUAAGCUCGGUACAUUUAAUGUUACAUUUCAAUGGAGAAUUCCUAUGUUAUCUGCCUCAUGGAUCAACUGUCCAGACCUGAAUAUUAAACACGGUUUUUGCCGCUGGAAGAGCACUCGUACUGGAGACUUUUCAAUGAAAAUAAUAGAUACAAAGAUAACACUCAAACAAUCAUGUGGCAUCAGUUAUUCUUCAACUUUUACAAUAGAUACCACUAAAAUAGUAAAACCCGACCCCGUGGCGAAGUUAACAUCUACAACCAUCAACAGUACUUGUGUUAUUGUAAAAUACCAUACAAACAACUCUCAGAUGCAAUAUCCAAAACAACACAAACUGAUAAUUUCGAACAAAUGGGAUGAACCAAAUGAAAUAACGUUUAACACAACAUACUGGUCAGAAAAAGGGACACACAGACGGACAGUUUGUAAUCUACAUCCUUAUACAACAUAUACCUUUUCUGUCAGCAUACAACCGACUGGAGACGAAGCAGGUUAUUUUAGUGACUCUAGAACCACGGAGGCAACAACGUAUUCUGAUAUACCUAGUGCCAGUCCAGCUGUUGCAGAAGGGGGUUACAGCUUCAAUGCCAUGGAGUGUAAACAUUUGAAGUCUAAAAGACGUAUAUGUAUACCACUGAAGCCAAUUGAAGAAGAAAAUGAGAAUGGUCCGAUGAAUGGUAUUGUUUUAUUAGUCACGAAUACUGACACCGGUGAGCAAUUUGAUGAGGAGUUCACAGAGAAGUUGACAUACGUCUGUCUGUCUGACCUACAAUGUAACACAAGCUAUAACAUCAUGUUCAAGGCUAGAAAUGUUAAUGGGACAUCUGAAAAGAAUUCUUCAUUGUUCAUACCCCCAGUGGCACUUGAAGUUCCUCCACUAGAGGUUAAAGUUGAAGCUGGACAAGACACAGAUGUGUACAUGAGUUGGACACAAACAGAAAAUGCAACCGGUUAUAUGGUAUUCUGGUGUAGAAACAGAAACGGGAAUUGUGCGACAAGAAAUGGAGUCGAUUGGAAAUAUUUCCCUAUGGACACAACAGAAGGCAUUAUACGGAUAAAAGGUGAAUACUUUCCACGGGACUUUUUGUAUGGUGUAAGUGCUUUAACAGAGACAGGCGGCGGUGGUAUAGAGUGGCAAGACUGUGUGUACCUACGGCACGCCGACCCGAAGAGGGAACCGAAGAAUGUAGUUGUGUCGUUAGGUUCUGAAGACAAUACGCUUGUGGUCACGUGGGAUAAACUAAUGUGUAAAUCGGACGAGCCGUACAUAGAUAUGUACAACGUGCGAUACACACAACUAAAUAACGGCAAUGAGAAAUCUUUGAAUGUCUCGUCUUCAGUAGAGGCAAGGGUGACAAUCAGGAACCUACAGUAUGAUCAGACGUACGUUGUUACAGUGAGAGCGGUCACGGACAGAGGCCAUUUUGGACCUGAAAGUCACCCAAAGAGAGGUGUUGUUAAACCGAAUAGCAAAUGUGCCGGUGUGACAAUCAGUACCCUCGAAGAUGUUCAACCGUAUAGUGCUACAGUAAGUGGGGUCACAGAAAAGGAACACCUUGAGACUAGCAAAAACAUUUCUUAUUAAAAGAACACGGUGUAAAUACUUAUUCUAUGAAUAUGUACAUGCUUUGAUUAUUUGUAAAAAAUAGUUUGACAGAUGCUUAAAAACGCUUAUACGUGUAGUUUAAAGUGAGUCAGUACACAUGUACUUGUGACACUUUGCAGAUGGGUCAUUAUAUGCGUUACGCCUAGUAACAUUUUUCAAACAUUGUUUAGAGUGAAUAUGAGCAUCCGUUGCUUUUUUCUUAUUUUUAAACAUUUUCACAACGAAGAAAGUGAAUGUUUUAUAUUUAUAAUUUAAAAUUCCUUUCUGUCUAUUGUACUUAAAGUAUAUAAAAAUUCAAUAAAUUCUUGUACUUGAUUUUUUAAAUUUGCUUCUUACUUGUGUUGCUUUUUUUGCGCCGUAGCCAUUUGCCAACCUGUUUUUUAUGUGAAGGUUAAAAUUAAGAAGAAGAUAUCAAAAUUAUUAAGGACUUGAAAGCACAGCACAUCAACUAAACGGGAAAAAAUUAUGUUUUUUUUUCAUGAGUUUUAUCUCCGAGAUUUAUUUUAGUUUCUAAAUUAUUUUAAGUUUAAAAUGGAGGUUAAAAUAACAAACACAGGCUUAAUAUUUCUUUGAGAGAAUAUAUUGAGUGUUCAAUAGUUUAAUAGACAAGCAAUUAGUUUCCAAAAAUAAAAAAGUUCUGAAAACA